Molecule: messenger RNA, 2235 nt
Organism: Maudiozyma saulgeensis
Lineage: Eukaryota; Fungi; Ascomycota; Saccharomycetes; Saccharomycetales; Saccharomycetaceae
Source: the annotation of a GenBank genome assembly
AUGUUAAAUAGAACAGGACUACUCAAGAAUUCCUUGAGACAGUUCUCGACUUCGAUACGAAGUCUACAGACAGCAAAUGGAUCCACUUUGACGUUUAAUUACAAUCAGAAUGAUUUAGCUGAAGAGAAUAAGAAUCAGAAUAAACAAGAACAAAAGAGACCUAUCCAUCCACUUUCGGAACUAGGGGAUAGACUUAAUCAAGAAUUGAAAGAUCAAAAAGAUAUUAAUGAUGUAUAUACAGAUUUUAAAGAUAGUAUCAUGAAAUUUAAGAAAUCUAAUUAUGCAGAAUCUAGAUUACAGAAAUCGUUUGGUUUAAAUGGCUUAAUCUCAAGAUUAAUCCAAACAUCCAUUACAAGCAAAAAUUCUAAUAUUGACCCAUAUGAAAUUUUAACUAAUGUUUGUGACUCACAUCUAGCGAGACCUCAACAUUUUGAAAUUGUAAUGGAAUACUUCUUAUCACAUAAAUUACCUCAGGAUGUAAUGAGUCUGUGGAUCAAAUAUUUAUCUUUAAUCACAGAAAAUCCAGAUCUUACUAUGGCAUUCCGUGGUAGAGAUCCACAUAAGAAUAUCGUUGCACUAACUACGGUUGCGUAUUUGUUGUUACCAAAUAAUGAUCCAGAUAUGACUGUCUUAAACCAAAUUCUUCAAGUCAAGGACGUCGAUGAUGUUACUGGUAAUGUAACUACAUUCGAUAAUACCAUUCCAAUAAAUUUAAUAACACCAACGAUCUUACAAAGAGUCAAUAAAAAGGAUCAAUCUGUUGCGUUAAAGAAUUUUGAAAAAUUAUUUAUUAAAUAUGUUAGUAAUAAUGUCGGGUGGUUGAAUAAAGAAUUAGAUAAUUCCUUCGAUUUAAGAAUAAUUCAAAAUUAUUAUAAUUUAUACAAGAAUAAUAUUGAUAAUAUUGACAAUAGUGAGUUUAAUCCCGAUAUUCUAGCCAACUUUAUGAAUACAUUUGUUACUUUGAAGAGACCCAAUCAAGCAGUUAAAUGUUACAAUGAUUUUAAGCCAAUCUUCAAAGAUGAUUUAGAAAAGAUUACAAAACUGAAUAAUGCUUUGUUGAUUACUGUAGCAGAAUUACCUGCAAAUUCCAAAGUGUACAAAUUAACUAGGAUUCAAGCAAUUUGGAAUUCAUUAAUAAAAAAUAAUGAGAGUAUCGAUGCUGGUUCUUAUAUUUCAUUGUUUAAAGCAUUGUUCCUAUCUAAAAAUCUUGAAGAAUUAGAAAUCGUUUGGGAAGAAGAAGUUCCUGAAGUAAUGAAGAAGGAACAAGAUGUCCUAGAGGCUUAUUUGGAUUCGGUGUUGAGAUUGAAAAACUCUGUAACAUUACAAGAAAUUGAACAAAAAUUACCGCAGGAUUUAAAGAAUAUUAACUUGAUUAAUAGUGUUCUUUUGAAAAAUAUACAAUCUCCAGAUUUUAAAAUGGAUUCUUUUGAUGGAAUCUAUGAUAAAUAUUUUGGCAUUGGUAAGAUGUCAAAUGGUAUGUCAAAACAAUUGCCAAACACUGAGACACUUGCCAUUAAGAUGUUAGCAUCAUACACUGCUUCGAAUGAUAAAACAAGUUUUAAUUUUAUUAAAUCCAUUAAUAUUGAUCAAAGAUCAGAUUUUAAUAGAUUCCUUAAAGUGGUAGAAGAUUUCAUUAAUGUUUCGCCAAAUAUUACUCCCGUACGUGCAUUGUUUACAGAAAUACAACAACCUUUAAACUCAAGAAAAUAUAAAUUGUUUAUAACAGCUGAGUUCAUGAAAAAGGAAGGUUCAUCAACUGAAGCAGAAGCAUUAUUGAGAUAUUAUUUAGAUAAAGCAGAGAUUAAAACUGAUGGUAAAUCAUCUUUAAAAGCUCAAUUUAUUAGAGAGUUAUUAGAUUCUCUUACAAUUGGUUUCUGUCAACUUUCCUUAAGGAAAAAAAGUUUCCAAUUUGUUUCAAAGAUCAAUGAAUAUUAUAGAUCAAUGAAGGAAGUAAAUCCAUCGAUCGGUAACUCUACAUUAGUGACAAUUCUCCAUACAUAUGCCAUGUUAUGUCGUUAUUCUAAACAAAAACUAAACCCUAAUGAGAUAACAAUUAUUCAAUCUUUCUUAGGUGAUUUACAGAAACAGAAUUUCCAUGUAAAUCAAGCAGAUAUUAGAAUCCUAACAUCUGCCGGACUUAAGGUACCCGAAACACUAAUUAAGUCAAAACCUUCAAAGAAAAACUCAGAAGAAAACGAUACGACAAGCAAUGAAGGAAUUAAAUCUGACCUCUAG